This is a messenger RNA of Gossypium arboreum, 3891 nucleotides long. Its product is annotated as leucine-rich repeat receptor-like serine/threonine-protein kinase SKM1. Gene Ontology annotation, molecular function: protein binding. Bases 149 to 1453 code for a protein of 434 amino acids. The transcript is spliced from 3 exons. NCBI's taxonomy places the organism in Eukaryota, Viridiplantae, Streptophyta, Magnoliopsida, Malvales, Malvaceae. The record is from RefSeq and is a predicted model, not a curated record.
CCAGUUGGUGAGUUUAACCCAUCUUAAUCUCGCUUAUAAUGACUUCGAUGGCUUGAUCCCGCAUCAAAUCCAUCUCCUAUCAAGUUUGGUUUCACUUGACCUUUCCUUUUACGAUUUCCAAUUAAGAUUUGAUGACCAAGGUUUUGACAUGCUUGCAAGAAACUUGACCAAAUUAAGAAACCUUGUGCUUCGCACUGUAGAUAUGUCUGAUGUUGCACUCACUUCCUUUCUAAACUUGCCUUUAUCACUUGAACAUUUGAGUCUCCGUUGGUGUAAUUUACAUGGGGAAUUCCCUACUCAAGUUUUUCAGCUUCCAAACCUCAAAGUUUUAGAUUUAAGUAUGAAUAAAAAUCUCACAGCUUAUCUCCCUAACACAAGCUGGAGUAGUGGCCUUGAGUUGUUGGACCUUUCCCAUUGUGGUUUGAGGGGGUCAAUUCCAGCAUCAUUUGGAAAUCUCACUCAAAUCAUUUCCGUUGAUUUAUCAGGAAAUUCGCUUGAAGGACAGAUUCCAGAUGUUUUUGGAAACCUCAGAAAAUUAACUUUUUUGAGCUUUUUUUCAUGCAGUUUGAGUGGUCCACUUCCAAUAGCUAUCUUCAACCUUACAAAAAUUACCCGUUUGGAUUUGUCAUACAAUCACCUGGAAGGUCUCUUGCCAAAUCAUGUUAGUGAGCUUCAAUUGCUAGAGGAACUUGGGUUAUAUAAUAACUCUAUAAGUGGUGGAGUACCAUCUUGGCUGUUUACUCUGCCAUCUCUUCGACGUUUGGACCUCAGUUAUAACAAACUAGUUGGUCCGAUUGAUCGAAUUCAGAAGCUUAGUUCCAUCCAAGAGGUUGAUUUGAGUUAUAAUAACAUUGGUGGUCCAAUACCCGAUUCCAUUUUUGAUCUUGUGAACCUUAUUUCACUUGAUUUGUCAUUAAACAACUUGAGUGGUCCAAUACCGGCUUUCAUUUUUGAUCUUGUGAACCUUAAUUCACUUUAUUUGUCAUCAAAUAAGUUGAGUGGUCCAAUACCAGAUUUCAGUUGUGAUCUUGUGAACCUUACUUCACUUGAUUUGUCAUCAAACAACUUGAGUGGUCCAAUACCAGAUUCCAUUUUUCAUCUUGUGAACAUUUCUGAUCUUUAUUUGUCAUCAAACAACUUGAGUGGUGUGAUCAAGUCAGAUAUGCUUUCAAAACUCACGAGUCUUUUUGCUCUUGAUGUUUCAAGUAAUAGUUUAUUAUCAUUAAGCACAAGCGGCAAUGAUGUGAACUAUUCUUUCCCCCGGCUUGAAAGUGUGAACUUCUCUGGUUGUAGCGUAAGGCAGUUCCCGAAUUUCUUUCGAACAUCGAACUUGAAAUAUUUAGAUCUUUCCAAUAACAUGAUUUCUGGUGGAAUUUCCAAAUGGGAAGCUGAAGGGUGGGAAGGAUUGGUAACGUUGGACCUUUCUCAUAACUUUUUGACUGCUUUGGAGUAAUUUCCGGGAAACAAUUUGGGAUAUCUCAACCUUCAUUCCAACUUGCUUCAAGGACCAAUUCUCUCAACUUACUUGAAUCCUCAAAUUCCAAUUUUAAAGGAGUUGGAAGAGUUCAUCAUUUCAGGGAAUAAAUUGACAGGAAACGUCCCUUCUUCUAUUUGUAAUUGGAGUUCACUUGCUCUUCUGGAUUUGUCCGAAAAUAGCUCCAGUGGAACUAUUCCUGAUUGUCUUGGAAAUUUAAGCUAUCUCAGGACCUUAGAUUUGCAAUUGAACAACUUCAUUGGCAAAAUCCUUAAUUCUUUUCUGAAUAAUUGUCUGAGGCGUCUUUUACUCAAUAACAAUCAAUUGGAAGGAUUAGUACCAUCAUCUUUGGCUAAUUCUACUUAUUUGGAACUUUUAAAUUUAGGGAACAACAAGUUAACGGAUAGAUUUCCCCGUUGGUUAGCUUCGCUUUCAAUUCUGCAAGUUCUUAUCCUGAGAUUUAAUAGAUUUUAUGGAUCAUUGCCUCAUUCCAUAAUUUCAUCUAACUUCUCUGCAUUGCAAAUAAUUGAUCUCUCUGCAAAUGUGUUCACAGGUACAUUGCCCACGAAACUCUUACGAAAUUUGAGAGCAAUGAAAGAUAAACCUAGAGAGUGGUUAACCUACUCAAAUUCAUAUUUUUUGAAUUCAUGGGACAAGUCAGUUUUACUUAUGAAAUUCCUGUGAAUGUAACAACGAAAAGAUUGGAGAUGGAAUUGACAAAGACCUUGGACAUUUUCGUAUCUAUGGACUUGUCAAACAACCAAUUCUUUGGAGAAAUUCCUGAGGAUGUUGGGCGGCUUAUUUCCUUGCAAAUGCUCAAUUUCUCUCACAACAAUUUCACUGGUCCUAUCCCAGCAUCAUUUGGAAAUUUGGUAGCACUUGAAUCAUUGGAUCUUUCAUCAAACAAGUUUAGUGGCGGGAUUCCUUCUCAAAUGACGAAUCUAACAUUUCUUGAAGUAUUGAAUCUUUCAAUCAACAAACUUGUUGGACCAAUUCCUCAUGGGAAUCAAUUGGAUACAUUUGAUAAUGAUUCCUACAGCGGUAACUUGGGAUUGUGUGGAUUACCAUUAUCCAAGCAAUGUGUCAACCAUUGGGGGCCCGACCCGCCUUCACCAUUAGUGGUGGAACAUGAAGGUUCUAAGAUACCCUUCUUUUGGCAAGUCGUAAUGAUGGGGUAUGGAAGUGGAGUAGUGAUAGGACUGAGCCUGGGUUACAUUGUAUUCACAACUGGAAGACCAUGGUGGUUUGUUAGAAAGGUGGAGAGAGAUUGGCAAUACAAUUUCACGAAGUGGGUACAAAGAAAUAAAGUAAGAAGAAACUAGCUCUGCAUCCAACAUCUUGCUUACGUAAGUUUUGUAACAUCCCGAAAUAGGGCCUAAACGGAACAGUGGUUGCGAAACCACAAAUCCGAGGUAGAAUGUAACAGCCUAAUUUUCAGUGGUGUCAAAAAUGGUGAUUUGAGAUCACUAAAUCGGACAAAUAAGAUUGAACAAGAUAGUAACUUAAUAUUUAUGAGUCAAGUAAGAAUUUAGAAGAAUUUGUGAAAUGGUGAAAUUAGUGAAUUAAAAUAAUUUAUUAGGUCAGACGGGUCAAAAACGAGGUAUCGAGACCUCGAAUUUGAAAAUCGAGCUAUAAAUAUUUUUAUAAAUAUUUAUGAAGUGUCAUUGAGUUAGUAUUAAAGUUUCGUUAGAAAAUUUUGAUGUUUGGAUAGCUAAUUAAUUAAAAGGACUAAAUCGAAAAUAGCUCAAAAUUUGUUAAAUUGUGAGUAAAUAGCUUAAGUAUUUAAAAAGAUGGAUUUAAAGAGCAAUUAGACCCAAAGGUUAAUGGCUGGACGGUUUGGGUAUGAAAUAAGCAAGAAAACAAUGUGAACAAGGGACAAAAUUGGAAUUAGCAUAAAAGUUAAUAGUUAAAAAAAUGAUGUAAUUGAAAAUCUAGACAUUUCUUCAUCUUUCUCAGCCAGAAACGCCGUAGCAGGUCUCCUAUGCUGGUUUUUCAUAUUUUUGCACCAUAUCAAGAAUCCAAAGAAGAACGAGGAAAAGAAAAAGUAAAGGACUAAAUUGUAAGGUUUAGUCACAUUUUGUAUCAAGUACUUAUCUAGUCACUCGGGAUCGAAGGAAAUGUCGGAGGCCGAUCACACUAUCAAAGAAAUAACUCGGUAUAACUAGACGUUUUGUUUUGGUGGCAUUGGAAGUCAAGAUUGAAUUGGAUGGAAAGAUUCAGUAUUUCAGUUCCUUGGGAAUGAUUUGAAGAAAUAAGUGGGGGUGUUGUGAAUUUAACAAAUUAUAUUAGUGUCUUUGUGUUCAUCAUAAUUUCUAAAUUUGUAUUUGUAGGUGUUGUGUAGUUAUGUUUGUUCCAAGUAAUAUUAUCAUUUCUUUCACAUGGUUACUAUAUUUGAUAUAUUAUUGAGUUGAUCAAAA